This is a messenger RNA of Diaporthe batatas, 1317 nucleotides long. RefSeq lists its product as uncharacterized. The record is from RefSeq and is a predicted model, not a curated record. The coding region runs from base 1 to 1317 and encodes 438 amino acids. The transcript is spliced from 3 exons. Lineage: Eukaryota; Fungi; Ascomycota; Sordariomycetes; Diaporthales; Diaporthaceae.
AUGUUGCCGAAUACGCCCGGACCGAAGCUGAAACAGUUCAAGGAUGGAAAUUUCGGAAACAUCGAGUUCCUGCAGGGGAUGGGCAGCGGCAACCAUAGCCAUGUUUGGAGGGUCACGAUCGACGGGGACCUGUAUGCGCUCAAAUUGUUCAGGAAAAUCAGGGCCAGAGAGGAAAACUUCUUCACUGAAGAUAAACUCCAGAGUUUCAAUUUCAGCCGGCAACUUCUGGAUGACCAGCUCACGCCGUUCAACUGCGAGGCGCGGGCAUAUGGCCGGUUACACGAGACAGGCAAUGAGGACCUGGCCUGGAAGUGCUAUGGCUGGAUUGCCUUGGACGAGGCGACCUACGGCCAGGCCGUGUGGGAUGUGAUCGGGCUGAAACGCUAUGAGUGGUUCGCUUAUACGUUCCAGUCUGACGAGCAGGUUGCCGACAGGGAGUUGUGGCCCAUCUACGCCAUGGUAAAGGAGUUCUUCCCCGCUGAAGCUAUUCAGGCACCUCCUAUCGACCCCGACAGGGUCCACGACAUGGCCGCGGCUGUCAACACCUUGCACAGGAUCGGCAUUACGCACCAGGACAUCCAGGACAGGAAUUACGUCGACUGCCGGUUCAUGGACUUCAGCACAUCCUGGACCGUGCCCAAUGUCCGGCUGGACCGCCAGCUCGGGUGGGACGACAAGGACCAGAUCGACCAAGUCGAUACCAUCGAUUAUGUCAUGUUUGACAACAUGUGGAAGGUGUGGAACGAAGCCCACCCAGACAGGCAAUGCGAUUAUCGCUUUACGCUCAGAGAACAGACCCGCUGGGUGACAAGGACACCAGACAGCGACUCUUCCGCGGGCUCGAAAGAGGAGGAACCAAUCCCGAAAAUGGAAAGCUUCGUCAACGAUUCUCAAAUCUACCUCCCUUCGUCGUACGACUGGCAGAAUGGGACCCACCCAGGCCCUCUCAAGCCACUCAUUCUCGACCCAGCACCACCACCGAAUCCAACGGGCGUCACAGGCGACGGUGCACCGGUGACGUCCGGGGGUUCAGAUUCGAGGCCGGAUCCCAGACUCCCCCGGUUCGCAAUGACUUGGUACUGGUCCGCCUCUGGCCACCCUCCGCCGCCGCCGCCGCCGCCGAGGCAGGGGGUUAUCGGCCGCGCGAAGCUCAGGGAGAUCAGGAAGUAUUCCGCCGACAUCGUAAGCGAGAGCAGGAGAUUGAAAGCCAGCUGCGACGCGAUAGAAAGCCUCGUGCCUAGAGCACAGAGCAUCAUCAACACCAUCGACCUGGACAUUUUUAACGGCGGCUCUGUGGUGGAUGUUUCAGAUCCCUAG